AGAUGAACCAGGAUGGAUGUCUCUACAAUUUUGUGACAGUGUAAGUCAAGAUGACUUCGCCAGAGGUAGUCUUGAGACCCGAAUCCAAGCGCUCGCAUCUCAACGAUAGCCGGAGAAGCAGUAUCUUUACACUAGCCUUUGAAGAUGAAGAUGGUUGCCUUCCACAUAUCUUCGCCUGCCGUCAGAAUCUGGCAACGGAAAGGGGGAAACGACUGCAAACGGUUCGCAUCUGGAUUUUAUGCUCUGUUUCGCUGGUUGCCAUUUUGGUCGUGGCCAUUGUCGACGUCCAGCAUUAUACCAAUGAAGAGUUCAAUAAUAGGCAAUCAAGGAAUGCAUUACGGCAGUGGGAGUGCCUUGAUCCAAUAUUGCACUACCUGAGCGUAGAGGGCGCCUUAGAUGCCCAGGUAAGGGUGAUUCUUGAAAACCUGAACAGAACUAGUACAUCGACGAAUUCUUCACCACUCACACUCCUGCUAUCUAAUGCUUCAACGGAAGUUGAUUCAUCAACCCCAGAACCUUUCACAACAACCAUUCCUACUACUCCAACUCCCCCAAUAGUGUCACCAGCCAUAGCAGUAUUACUGAGCCAGUUGUAUAUAUUUCGUAAUCGUACUGACACCGCUCUUGCCGACUCGUGUGCAGAGAAUCUUUUUUCCGAAUCCGUAAGCAGUAACAAUACAAGUUCUUUCAAUAAAAAGCAACUCAUGGACCGACUUGAGCAGCAUCGCUGCAUCACUUCGCGCAAGAACAAAAGUAGCUACUUCUACAGGGAUAUCCGCAGAGAAUUAUUUUCACUCGGUUCAACUCUUCACGUGACGUCCGGGUACCUUGCAGUCCAUUCUUCGAGGUCAUCUCUGGCAAGCGAGAUGGAACUCGUCACCCGAUGCCUUGGGCCUUCUGAUCACCUACCUAGUGACUUCAUCUAUACAGUGGAAGCUCUUCACGGAUCGGCGCAUACACUUUUACAAUUUGCUGUUGACACAGAUGCUUCUGUAUUAAACAGGGUCCUUGAUGAAGUGCUGACCGAUGAGCUUUAUACUGAUAUUUUGUAUUUACGUAGAUUAGACGUUCUUUCGAUGUGCAAUACGUCGGUCAUUCCAGACAACUUCAGUAUGGACCCUUACUUCGAUACUAUGACUGAAGUACUAACAACCCUAAAACGCGUGAACGAUGACGUCCUGCAGGACUUGAUCCAAGUAACCGAAGAGAGACUAGACUCCAUUCGAGCCCGUUUGGUCAUUGAGAUCGUGGCGACGUUGUGCGUUGUGCUAUUCUUUCCAUUGGUGCUGAACUCUGUAGGCAACAUGACCGGCUGGAUACACGACUAUGCUCAUCGGCUCAAGGAAAGGACUGACGAGCUGAAGCAGGAGAAGAAGAUGACAGAGAGCCUGUUGUACCAGUUGCUACCCAGGAAAGUGGCCAAUCAGAUCCGGGCCAAGCAGCAGGUCUGUGCGGAAAGUUUCGACGCCGUGACUAUCUUCUUCUCGGACAUAGUCGGUUUUACCAGGAUCUCGGCUCACAUCAACCCCAUUGAGGUGGUCGGAAUGCUCAAUGACCUCUACUCUUGCUUCGACGGCCGAAUCGACGUCUAUGACGUCUACAAGGUCGAAACCAUCGGCGACGCUUACAUGGUGGCCAGUGGGUGCCCAGAGAGGAACGGUGAUAAGCACGUCAAGGAGAUAGCUACGAUGUCCAUCGACCUCCGCAGUGCGGUCAAGCAGGUUCAUGUCCCUCGCUCGCCAUCCAUCAAACUUCAGGUCCGGAUUGGUAUCCAUACGGGUCCCUGUGUUGCGGGGGUGGUAGGAAUAAAGAUGCCUCGUUAUUGCCUCUUUGGGGAUACCGUCAACACAGCAUCACGUAUGGAAUCCAAUGGAUUACCUAAUAAGAUCCAUUUGAGCGGGGAAUGCUACGAAGCUUUGUCUAAAGACACGACCUAUGUCAUGGAGAAGAGAGGGGAAGUACAAAUCAAGGGCAAGGGAUUAAUGACUACCUACUGGCUUAUUGAGCGUGCAGACUUUAGCGAAGUGAACGACAGCGCCGUCUGCACCUGGAAACCGAAGAAAAGGAAGAAAGUGGCCUUAGACGCGGGCUCCCAGGAUUUCCUAUCCGUCUCCGAAUACUCGUCUGCAGCAAACAGCUCGAUCAGCUUGAAUUCGACCAUCAAAGCGGCUGGGGAUGCGACUGGUGACAUUGCGACGAACGAGGUGAAGCGGUUGCCCAGAAUUCCAGGACAAGUUCCCGAAGGAGAUGGUGCGCAGAAUGAAGCGGAAGCGUGAUGCAUUGUGGGAUAUGGAGCAGAUGGGGAUGAAAGGGGUAACCACCAAUGUAACACGAUGAAUCAAUGAACCAAACUGUCACCAUAUUUUUUAUCAAUAUUAUCAUUUUUCUAGUAGUCUCCCUCAGAUCUUAACUAAAAGAGUUACCAUUCAGGUCAUGAAUUCUGAUUCAUUUUUAAUUCAAAAUAUCUCCAACGCACUUCAUUUAUCCAUCCACCUAUACAGCGAAUGUCAUAAAGUCCAAAAUAUUGAUGACUUAUUUAGGGUGUGUUGGAAGAAAAUAUUUACUAUCGAUUGCAUAUUUCUGUUGGAAUUUUACAACCGAUCGAUCAAUUUUAACUAUUAUAGCACAUCAUUUCCUACUCCUUGUUGCAAGUAGCAGAGUAGCAAUUAAUUUCAUUUUGCAAUUAAGUGCAGGACUUUAUUACCAAUUUUGAGAAACGAAAUUGACUUGCAAUUGAUCGCAAGUUUUGUGACGAGAAUGUUUGAGCCGUAUAUUCGCCGUAAUCAACGGAGCCGUAAAUAUUCGCACGUGGAUGGUACGGGCCUUAACUCCAACAACAUCGCCUAAAUGCAUGGACGACUUCGUGAUUCACCUAAAAACGGGGAAUUUUUAGGACUAAAGAUACCUCAAGCAGCGAUCACACAUUAAUGGUUUGGAUUGCGGUUCACGGCGGUCCGCCCCCCCCCCUUCCCCCCCCCCCCGAAGUCGGAUGUAAUCAGAGCCCUUAUAGUGGGUAAAGCCAGGGCUACACCAAAACCGAAUUCGCCCGAAUAAAUUUGGACCGAUUCUAGCCGAAUUCAGCCUAAUUUGGAUGGUUUCGGUGGAUUCGAAUGUUCCCAAAUCCUUCCUGAAUUUUCUCGCAUUCGCGGAGGGUGGACCAGCCGAAUACGUGUACAGAUGGAUUCGCAGCUGAUUCAGUUCCGGUGUAACUCGGACUUAAUGCAACGUUUCGGAAAUUCUUUUUGAGCUGUGCUUGCCUAACAUAGCAAUACGAACCAUGUUGCAACCCAUUUCUAUACUAAAUGACUUUGAUUGCAUCCAACGUUGGGGUGAACCGACUUGAACUGCUACCUAAACGGACGAUAUAUAUUCCCUUAACCCAUAAACACAGGGAUGAAUGAAAAAGAAAAUUAUGACUGCAGGGUAAAUUUUUUUUUGUAAAAAAAUAAUAAUCGACCUGAUUAAUUAGUUGUUAAAAGCAAUGGAAGUGUCCUUUGAGGAAAAAAAUAUAUUCAAUUUGCUCAUCCACCAUCGAGCAAUGUAAUCCGACAUUUCAUCUCUCGAAUUUAAUUUCAUUUAUUGAUGACGUUCACAAAAUAAUGUAUUUCUUUCUCCUUCCUGGAAGUUAGUUAUAUCACAUCCUUAUUCCUUAACCCGUUGGGGGACUGGACAAUUUUACUAUAUAAACACAGGUUUUCCAUAUCGCCUCCAGCGGGCUCAGUCAAUAAAGGGUUAACCUCAAGC
This is a messenger RNA of Lytechinus pictus (painted urchin), 3744 nucleotides long. RefSeq names its product adenylate cyclase, germination specific-like. The transcript is spliced from 5 exons. Bases 51 to 2276 code for a protein of 741 amino acids. Gene Ontology annotation, biological process: intracellular signal transduction; cGMP biosynthetic process; receptor guanylyl cyclase signaling pathway. The record is from RefSeq and is a predicted model, not a curated record. Gene Ontology annotation, cellular component: plasma membrane. Gene Ontology annotation, molecular function: adenylate cyclase activity; guanylate cyclase activity; peptide receptor activity. Lineage: Eukaryota; Metazoa; Echinodermata; Echinoidea; Temnopleuroida; Toxopneustidae.